AUGGUAUACAUAAAUGAUUGGAAUGAAUAUCAACGAGCGGCGGAAGAACUCUAUCAAAGUUCUCCUAAAACAGCACGAUACGUAAUAAGUUGGCGACACACUCAAGGACAAUUGGUGUUGAAAGUUACGGAUGAUCGUACUUGUCUAAAAUAUAAGACGGAUCAAUCAUCCGAUCUUAAAAAAUUCGAACGGUUGAAUAAAUCCUUGUUGCUGAAAAUGCAAAAUCGACAGGAGACUAAUACAACUGGUGUGGAGGAUAGUAAUAGUUCUGUUCCUGGAACUUUAUCACAACCAUCAUCGUCUACCCCGGUGGCUACGACAUCUAAUGUCCAAACAACGUCGGUAACUACUACACCAUCCAUCACCUCUGUAAUGACAACUGCGACAUCAUUACUACCAGGGUCAAAUCCCGCACAUCAGACAACUACAAAAAAGAAAAAAGGAAAGAAAGGACGAUAG
Ambispora leptoticha is the source of this 459-nucleotide messenger RNA. Lineage: Eukaryota; Fungi; Glomeromycota; Glomeromycetes; Archaeosporales; Ambisporaceae. The record is from the annotation of a GenBank genome assembly.